AUGUCUCAGCCUACGCGCGACGUUUCCCACCAGACCAACAUUAACAAGAUGAAGACGGAGAACGGUAACUUCAACCGCGCUGCUUCAUCUUUCAGAAACUUUAUCGAGAAAGACGGACAGUUUCCUCCUGAGAAAGAUAGAUAUCACCUCUACGUCUCGUAUGCCUGCCCAUGGGCCACGCGCACCCUGAUCAUGCGUAAACUCAAGGGACUGGAGGACAUUAUCCCUGUGACCGUGGUGUCACCUCGAAUGGGAGAUGACGGUUGGCCCUUUGCUGUCGCAGAUGAGUUCCCUGGUGCCGACAAGGACCCAAACUACGAUUCUAAACACGUCAAAGAUCUCUAUUUGCGUGCCAAUCCCGACUAUUCCGGGAGAUUCACUGUUCCCGUGCUAUGGGAUAAGAAGCAACACACCAUUGCGAACAAUGAGUCUUCGGAAAUCAUCCGGAUGUUCAAUUCGGCCUUCAACGACCUUAUCCCUAAGGAAAAGGCAGACUUAGACUUCUACCCCGCUAACCUCCGGACAGAGAUCGACGGAGUAAACGAAUGGGUUUACGAUACCAUCAACAAUGGGGUGUACAAGUCGGGUUUCGCAUCAACUCAAGAGGCCUAUCAGACCGCUGUUGUUAAAGUAUUCGAAUCUUUGCACCGUGUCGAGAAGAUCUUGGAAGGGAAAGAGUACCUCGUUGGUGACCGUCUGACGGAGGCAGACAUUCGACUUUUCGUCACGAUUAUUCGGUUCGACCCCGUCUAUGUGGGCCACUUCAAGUGCAACAUUCGUACCAUUCGUGGUGGCUAUCCUAACAUCCAUCUCUGGCUGCGCCGACUGUACUGGAACAACGACGCCUUCAAGUCGACGAACAACUUUGAGCACAUCAAGACGCACUAUUACUGGUCUCACCCCUUUAUCAACCCGCACCGCAUCGUGCCUGUGGGCCCUAUCCCCAAUAUUGAACCUUUGUAA
Stereum hirsutum FP-91666 SS1 is the source of this 963-nucleotide messenger RNA. Its product is annotated as glutathione S-transferase. Lineage: Eukaryota; Fungi; Basidiomycota; Agaricomycetes; Russulales; Stereaceae. Gene Ontology annotation, molecular function: glutathione transferase activity. Bases 1 to 963 code for a protein of 320 amino acids. The record is from RefSeq and is a predicted model, not a curated record. Gene Ontology annotation, cellular component: cytoplasm. The transcript is spliced from 9 exons.